AUGCCAAAAUCCCUGUAUGAUUUGGUUCUACUCUUUACCGCAACAAAAGCAGCUUUCAGCAUUCCAGCUAUUUUUCUAAAUUGUUCCCUAAUCUACGUCACUAUAAAAUCUAAAUGUCUUCGUAAAGGGUUAUGUAACUGGCUUUUGGCUAUUUAUGAUGGCUGUUUGGUAGUUUAUCUGGCAACAUUCCCUUUAGCGUUAUUCCAACAUUUACUGACCAAAAGUGAUUCGAUGCCUUUUUGGAAAUGUUUUCUGCUUCAAUCAGUUCCCCUCACACUUUUUGCAGCUUCUUUCCCAUUUAUGUUAGCAAUCGCUCUUGACAGAUUUAUUGGAGCUGUGUUUCCAUUAAAGUGA
Messenger RNA from Meloidogyne enterolobii, 354 nucleotides. The record is from the annotation of a GenBank genome assembly. Lineage: Eukaryota; Metazoa; Nematoda; Chromadorea; Rhabditida; Meloidogynidae.